Molecule: messenger RNA, 1707 nt
Organism: Trametes versicolor FP-101664 SS1
Lineage: Eukaryota; Fungi; Basidiomycota; Agaricomycetes; Polyporales; Polyporaceae
Exons: 2
Coding region: 1-1707 (568 amino acids)
Source: RefSeq, a predicted model, not a curated record
AUGGUUUGCGGCCGGGACCCCACAGUGUCUCCAAAAGAACUGCUGCAUCUCGCGCGAACCAGUCGUUACCUCUCCGAGCCGGCCCUCGACGUCAUUUGGCACACGUUGCCCUCCAUAUGGCCCGUGCUUCUCCUGCUCCCCAAGGACCUGUUUCUACUACGCCACAUAGAGAUAGAAGAUGAAAAUGAAGAAGAAUUUUCAAGCAUUUACAAAUCCUUCUUCGAAUAUGAUCGGGGAAGGUGGGAAUUUACAUUCCUCCGUGAGCCCAUUCUGGACGACUUCCUUCUCUGGACCAAGUAUUCGAGCCGUGUUCGCAGUGUCGAUUCAGAUGCUAUGAGUGACUUCCUCGGCUUCCUUUCGUCUGACACCGUCAACACGCUGCAGCACCACUGCCCAAAGCCGUUCCUACCAAAACUGGCCACACUCUCAUACUCGGAGCGUACUUUUUCCAAAAGCGACAGUGUUUCCCUCCCCGCCAGUUUCCACUUCUCGCCCAACCUCAAAGUGGUGGACAUCACUGUCGCUACACAUCCCGACCCCGACCAUCUACGUGACAUCAUCAACGACAUGGCUCUUCUGGCACCGCACGUAGAGGAGCUAUCGCUCUUCAGAUACACGCAUCACUACUUCUUAUCGCGUCAAUCCAAGACGUAUAAGCCGUGCCUUCGCGGAAUCGAGACCUCCCAGCUAUACUGUCUGACCAGCUUUCAUGCAGUUGGGCUCUUCGUAGCAUUCGACGCGUUACUCGGCCUUGGAAGGCUACCCCAUCUUCGGAAGCUCGUCGCCCAACCACAAAUUGAACCACACGAUUGGGCCGCUGCCUUCCCUCAUGGGAGACGGGACGGGUUCUUCCCCGCACUUCAACAGCUUAAACUGGACGGCACGCACGCGAACCACGAGUGUUGUAUCGCACUUGUGGGCGCCAUCGCUCCUACGUCGCUCUACUCCGUUUUUCUCGAUCUGCGCUGGCCAAGAGGAAGCCCCGCUGAAGCACUAUUCACGGCUCUCUGUGCUGCCCUGGGCGGCAUUCCCUCCCCAGAUACCCUCCAAGAAAUCAAAAUCUCCCUGGGUCGUGCCAGCUUCGGAGACGGCAACAUCUACCAUUCCGCAUGCUUUGAGCCGCUUCUCUCUCUCGGCGCUCUCCGUUCUCUGCGCGUCGAUGGCGGUCCCAGAGUCGUUGUGGACGAUGCCAUGCUGUAUGCAAUGUCGCGCGCGUGGCCCGCCAUCCGCACCCUCCGAUUUGUAUGGUCACCCGUCAUCGGUGGCCAAUCCGACCCUUUUGAUUGGCACGAGUCUGGGUAUCGUCCGCCAGCACCCGAUGCACCGGACCGCCCGCGGGCAACCCUGGCGGGCCUUGUACCGCUUGCGCUGCGCUGUGCGGAUCUGGACGAUCUCGAGGUCGCCAUCGACAUGCGCAUCGUCCCGAGCUUCGACAGCCACCAGCGCCCACCCGUCUUCCUCACGACCCCGAACUUGUGCAAGGUGAAGACGCUCCAAACUGCGGGAUGCGUGCCCGGCGACCCGUGGGCGGUCGCGAUGUUCCUUUCGCUUGUACUCCCACAGCUACACUACAUCAAUUCGAGCCCGCCUUACUGCAGAUGGGAGCAGGUGCAGGACUAUCAUGCGAAGCUUACGGCGCUGCGCUGGCAAGAACGAGACUGGGGCUUUGAUAAUGGGAAGGACAUGAAAACCCCGGUCUACCCGUAA